Molecule: messenger RNA, 3036 nt
Organism: Ooceraea biroi (clonal raider ant)
Lineage: Eukaryota; Metazoa; Arthropoda; Insecta; Hymenoptera; Formicidae
Gene: Amt2l
Product: Amt-2-like protein
Biological process (GO): ammonium transmembrane transport; ammonium homeostasis
Cellular component (GO): plasma membrane
Molecular function (GO): ammonium channel activity
Source: RefSeq, a predicted model, not a curated record
GUAAAGAGAGAUAGAUUUUCAUCGCAGAUGAAAAACGGGGAAUGAAAAAGCAUCUGCAAACAUGUCAGAGAAUUAAUUUAUAACGCGUAAAAUUGUAACAAAAUCAACCUCUAUUCGAUGUUCUCUCUCACUAAUCAUGUUUUCAAAUCAGAAUUGCAAAACAACGGAAUAUCAAGUAAUCGAAGUGUACAUGCUAUUUCAUUUGAGUUUCUUGUUCAGUUGUUCUAACCAAAAACAAGUGCGUUAUCCUUGUAUGCAAAAUGUGUAUAAUCACUAUAAUCUCGAACCGCAGUUUGGUCACCGCAAGCGACAUGAUAACGUAACGAGUAGGAAGAGAGAUUCUCCCAGAAGAAGGAAUGUCAUCAGCCGCCGAUCAUUCAUCACCGUCCGAUUACUUUUACGCCGAAAACUACGACUACGCCGUGCAAUCGCGUUCCCUGCACAACAAUACCGCCACUCCGAUCGCACACUUGAACGGAAACUCGCUGAUUCGUCUCGUCCUGACGAUCCUGCUGCGUGCUGGCUUUGUGCUCGUGCAACUCGGAAGCGUGCCGGUCAACAACGUCAACUUGAUCCUUCUGCACAAUGCAGUCGACUUCUGUUGCGUCACUGUCAUGUACUUCCUCACGGGUUUUCUCGUCGCCUACAAUGGCGACCUGGCCGGUCUGAUUGGCGAAGGUUACUGGAUCGGCGAUCCGAUGGUCGACAAGAACGAGGCGAUUACCGGUUGGCAAGCGAUAGUGAUCGCGUCGGCGAUCUGUACCACCGCUGUCGCGGGCAGGAUGCACGCGGCAGGAUACCUGUUGGUAGGUGCUCUGCUAUCGGGCCUGAUACAACCGUUGCUCAUCCACUGGGCCUGGACCGCCGAGGGAUGGAUGGCCGAGAACGAGUUAGGUGGAAGAAUCGUCAGUUUCAAAGACUAUGCUGGCGCGGCAGUGGUCCAUGUCGUUGGGGGACUUUCCGGUCUGAUCGGCUGUAUUACCCUCGGCAGGAGAAUGCUCAGAUUGAAGGAUUUGGACGAUGCGAGCAUUACCGCCGGCUCCGCCGGCACCGUCUUCGGGGGUCUGCUGCUCAUUCUUGCCGGACUCCAAGGCCUAUGCACGAGCACGUAUGAACGGGACAAGUUUCGCAUGUCCACGCGGGAUCCAUCGCACGCAUACGUGAACAAUUUGCUAGCCGCAGCCUCUUGCACGCUGUUAGUCGUGGCUCUGCACUCUGCGUUCAGCCGCGAAAGCUUCAACCACUGGACGGCGAUGAGAUGCGUUCAAGGCAUGCUCGCCGGCGUAGUUACUGUGUCGGCCGCAGCCAACGAGUACUCGCCGCAAACAGCCAUCGCCCUGGGUUGCCUGGGUGGUGUUGCGUUCUACCUAAUCUCCCGACAAGUCUUCCGCAGUGCCCUGGAGGACUAUUGUAACGUUGUGGCCGUGCAUCUCGUUUGCGCGAUCCUCGGCAGUGUUCUGGCACCUUUCUGCGCUGUGCACCUCGACACCGAGGAUACCACAACACUGUUAUUGAAUUUCUCCUGGCAAUUAAUUUGUCUGGCUGCAUUGUUCGCCCUGGUCGGUACGGCAAUGUUGCUGGUCUUUGGCAUGCUGGAACUCUGCGGUAUACUUCGUAAUAGAUCAGAAUGGCUGAAUCACGUGCGAGCCAACGUAGCCGUUGACAGAGGUCCACCAAGAUCGUUCUUACGAAGGCUCUUCUUUCCUGACAGCGGUUCCGUUUACCUGCAACCGGGCUCGAUCUCUAGCACGGACCAUCGUCCAAGCGCAGAUUCGAGAUUUUGCAAGUAUCAAACGGAGAUAGACAAACUCGAAAAAGGGAGGUUCACGAGUAAACGAGAGAUGAAUAUCAAAAAUGAAGACAGCGUUACACAACCUCUACCGACAGGAACAAGAAUAAAGAAAGCGAGACAAGUGCAUACUCUAUCUGGGAGUAUCCCCGUAGUAAUGGAGGAUCAAGGCGGUACUGGCGAAUCGAUUAACCAUAAUCUUCCGGAAAUUGUAAGAAAACAAUUUCUUGGAAGAGAAAUAAAGCAUGUUCUGGAUCCUAUCGAAGAAAUUGACGAAGAGCACGCGAAGGAAUGCGAAGUGCAACCGAGUAACCCUCAACGUAACAUUGAAGACUGCAAUGCUGGUGAUGAAAAUUCAAUCUUUCGAAAAAGCAUUAACGCAUUUGCGACGACGAGGGACUCAAACGAAUCGAAUUAUCAACUUCGGCGAACAGCAAAACUGAUAAACCUACACCAUGAACUCAGUAAGGAAGAUUUGCGAGUUGUGUUUGGGCCGAAACGCGUGGAUUCCUCGUCCAGCGAUUCGUGCGACGAGGAUAUCAUAUUCGCAAGGAAUGAAUCUGUUAGAGAUAUCAUGACGAGCAAUGACUCGUUAAUUCAUGGCACCAACUAACGAUGCUUCUUGCUCCGUCGUAAUUACUAAUUAGAUUUGACUCAAACGCGGAAGCCAUUUGUGUGCAAUCUCAUCAUUGGCCAAGUUACCAAAGGGCUAAGCUUUGUCAAUUUCUUGGAACUAGGACAAUCAAGUGCUUUGAAGCUUUGAAGGGAAGAUACCUUGAAGCUAUAUUAUAACGCUGCUACUAUUGCGAGCUUCCAAAAUUGCCUCCAUUUCGAGAUACUAAUAUGUAUAGUAAUAACAUAUGAGAUAACUUAUGUACUCGAAGAAAAUGAAAAGAGUAGAGUGUAUAAAGUAACAACAAAAUAAAAGGUGAUACUCUGAAAUUAAGAGAGAUAUAUAGCGUGUGUGGUACAAAAGGUGUAUCAUAUAUUAUAUUAUAAUAAUAUAAUAAUAUUACGCAGCAUUUCAUUUGAAUACAUCGCCAGUAGAAAACGGUCCAAUCAAAGGAUUUCCAGUGUUUCUUUUUAUUAGAACUUACACGCUAUUCAUACAAUAUUUUACACAAUAGAGUAGUUGUAAGUUGAAUAAUUAAAAGUUCCUAUCCAAGUGUCGCACACACACAUCUCCUAUAUGCACGAUUUCGUUAAUUCGCGCAAUCAUGGCAUCAUUUGUUCUGCGUGACAGUCUA